GUUCCAAGUGACAAUCAUGAAACAGCGAGAAAAAGUACACGUCGUUUACUUUGCUAAACGCCAAGAUUGUACGUGGACACGUGGCGUCCGCCAUGAAUAACGACGUUCGAAUAUGUCGAAAUAUUGCUCUGCUCAUUCGGAAACGAUGGUCCGCGCGGCGUCUCGGCCUCGGAAUAAUUCUUUGUAUAUAGUGGACGUUCGCUCGAGUUUCGUUCGAGUCGACUGGUGGAACGGAGCGAGCGCAGUGCCGGUUUCGAGAGAGGCCGAUGAUUAUCCAGCACCGCAAAUAUUGUUUGUUAUUCAUGCGUGUGUGCAUGUCCGUUUGACCGCGGCUAUCAUAGCGCGUCAUAUCGGCUGCGUGCGCGUGGCACCUGAUAAUAGUCGCGAGACCGCGGUGUCGACGACGCCAACGAAGCCACAGCUGUUACGAGCUCGGAAAGCUCGCGCCAGCCCGUGCCGUUCGAACCGGUCGAGCGGCUGCAGAACGGAACAACGACUCGAGAGAAAAGUAAAAAGGACGGCGCGCACAGCCGAUUAAUAUCGAUUCGAGGUGGUCGCUGGGUAAUGAGCUCGGCCGACGCUCGAGUACACCGGCUGUUCGAGUUGCAGCCCGAUGGACUUCGGUGUAGAUGGAUUCAGCGCGAUGGGGAUGCGCUAUUGGCCGACUCGAGUCUCCCCUCUUCGCCAGCGCUCGCCUGUAUCCGCACUAUAUAGAUUUCUACAUCAAGUGUGAUCGGCGCAGCCGUAAAUGUCAGCUGAUUCGCUUCUGACGUUCGGCGUCGUUAUUUUCCGUACAACAGGGCGGACCGCACCGGCAUCAUCGCCACUUACUCUGCCAAUUUCUUGGCCGAUCGACAGUCUUGUGAACAAUAGCAGCUGUAGUUUACGCUAUUUCAAAAGAGAAAUCCAAAGACAGCCGCACAAGAAUCGUUGCAUACGCGUCGACAGAAAAAUUACCACGCUCCAGAGCAGAGUUCGGCCAAGGCGUCGCAGCAAGAAUGGAUCUGAAAUUGGAUCAAUUGUCCUUGGAAGCGGUACUGGACGAAGAAGUGAGCAAGGCCAACAGUUCGUUCGUGAAUAGGCUGCUCUAUGGCCGCGAAUUGGAUAAACUCAACGUGCCCCAACUCGACGAGGAGAAAUGCGAGGUAGCUGCCUGGCGUUUGGACGGCGCCAGGUUCGAGGAGCUUCGGCCGCCAAGGGUCAUACGUGUGGGCAUCAUUCAAAACUCGAUCGUUCUGCCGACGGAUGCGCCCGUCGUCGACCAGCGCGCUGCCAUUCACAAGAAGAUCGCCGACUACAUCGAGCACGCUGCCAAGUGUCAGGUCAAUAUUGUUUGCUUGCAGGAGGCUUGGACCAUGCCGUUCGCCUUCUGCACGCGAGAAAAAUAUCCUUGGUGCGAGUUCGCUGAGGACGCCCUCAGUGGGCCCUCCACCGAGCUGCUGUCCGGACUGGCGAAAAAAUACAAAAUGGUCAUCAUUUCGCCGAUUCUCGAGCGCGACAGCGUCAACGGUGAUACCAUUUGGAAUACCGCCGUGGUGAUCGGCACCGACGGUAAAGUGAUGGGCAAACACAGAAAAAACCACAUACCCAGAAUCGGCGACUUCAAUGAGUCUACCUAUUAUAUGGAAGGUGACACCGGGCAUCCGGUCUUUGAGACGCCUUACGGCAAAAUCGCCGUAAACAUUUGUUACGGCAGGCAUCAUCCGCUAAAUUGGUUAAUGUUUGGAUUGAACGGAGCCGAGAUCGUAUUCAAUCCAUCGGCAACGGUGGGCAAUUUGUCGGAACCCAUGUGGCCAAUCGAAGCAAGGAACGCUGCCAUUGCCAACAGCUACUACACUUGCGCUGUCAAUCGAGUGGGCAUCGAAAGGUUUCCCCAUGAAUUCACAUCAGCUGAUGGGAAACCAGCCCACCACGACUUCGGACACUUUUACGGCUCUAGUUACAUUGCUUCGCCUGAUGGCGCAAGGACUCGCGGCUUGAAUAGGCACAAGGACGGAUUACUCAUUGCCCAGUUAGAUUUGAAUUUGUGCAGGCAGGUCAAAGAUCUUUGGGGAUUUCGAAUGACGCAAAGAUUAGAAAUGUAUGGUAAAAAGCUCAACGAAGCUUCCCAGCCUCAAUUCAAGCCGCAAAUCAUUUGAAAGGGAAAUGAAUGAUGCAACUCUGCCAAUAUUGCUUUAUAAAAAGAUGUAUUUUAUAAAAUAACUAAAAACUCCAAGUCAGAAAGUGUUCUUUUCCUCCUCAAAUAAACGCAUAUUCUUUUAUGCAAUGUGGACUUAAUAAUAAA
This is a messenger RNA of Phymastichus coffea, 2284 nucleotides long. Its product is annotated as beta-ureidopropionase-like. The record is from RefSeq and is a predicted model, not a curated record. Lineage: Eukaryota; Metazoa; Arthropoda; Insecta; Hymenoptera; Eulophidae. The transcript has 6 exons. Bases 999 to 2138 code for a protein of 379 amino acids. Gene Ontology annotation, molecular function: beta-ureidopropionase activity.